Sungouiella intermedia is the source of this 363-nucleotide messenger RNA. The record is from the annotation of a GenBank genome assembly. Lineage: Eukaryota; Fungi; Ascomycota; Pichiomycetes; Serinales; Metschnikowiaceae.
AUGGAUCUCGAGAAAAACGACUGUACCAUCCGCCCCACAUUCACUCCAUUAUUCAAGCUGAUUUUGGCUCUUGUGACCAUGGCUUUCUUCUACUUCGUUCCCUUUGACGUCAUCGCCCACCAAGUGAUGUCCGAUCCUCUUUCGGAGAUCAAGGUGACGCCUAGCCCCAAUAUGGAGUCGUUCGUGGAAUGCUGGGUUUUCAGCAGUCUUCAGUCUGGUGUUGUUAUGUCACUUGCAAAAGCCUGGUUGGGGGCUGGUGUUGUCAUGUUUGUAUUAACAGAAGGAAGACCUGAGGCGAUUAUUGCAUUGGCAAUAUCUGUAUUAUUGACUACGCUAUGCACAAUAAUGACAUUUAUGAUCUGA